This is a messenger RNA of Chrysoperla carnea, 1207 nucleotides long. RefSeq lists its product as uncharacterized. The coding region runs from base 65 to 1207 and encodes 380 amino acids. Lineage: Eukaryota; Metazoa; Arthropoda; Insecta; Neuroptera; Chrysopidae. The record is from RefSeq and is a predicted model, not a curated record. Gene Ontology annotation, molecular function: protein binding. The transcript is spliced from 6 exons.
AUAAGGGAAUAAAAUACAUACAAAAAGGAGAGUAUGGGGAUUUAAAUAGUUAUCCCACAGUAAUAUGGUUAUAUUAGUCACGCUUUUAUUUCUUCACGGAGCCAGUUUGGUUGGUUCGAUUCCCGGUGGGCCUGGUAUACCUGAGAACAUCACCAUUACAUUUUUAAAACCCACAUCAGUAAAAGUAUCCUGGAUGACGUCAGUCACUAAUGUUGAUAAAUAUGAUGUCACAUACAAACCAACGGAUGCCAGUUACAGAGUGGUCGCAGUUGUGGCUGGAAAUUCUGAGGCCGUCACGCUGAAUGGUCUCAAAGCUGAUACACAAUAUCAAGUCACCGUGGCAGCGGUAUUUAACGGUAAAAAAUAUCGUAGUCGUCCUAUUGUCUUCCGCACACUGGAGCCUCCACAUACUUCCCCGCACCAAGAUGUUGGGGCUGCUUCAUUACCUGGAAGUGGUAACCCUUCUUCGGAUGGUUCAUCAUCCGACCAUCAUAAUAGUUUUGGUGGGACCUUUGCAUUAGGUGGUCCACCACAUUUAUCACCACCAAAUCCAAAUAGUUUUACAGAACCCGAAGAGUUUACGAAUGUACGUGGUGUAGAAAUAGGUAUCGUAUUAUUAGUAUUAUUGGUAUGGGUAGCAGCGAUAGUAUUAUUUUUUAAUCGUUGGGGUAAAAUACGUAUGUUAUUACCAUAUCAACCCGAUUAUAAGGAGCAAUUAAAAGUGCCUGGAACGGGAGUUUGUGCGGCAGCUCAAGCAACGGCGAAUCCAACCUGUAAUGGAAAUCAUACACAAUCACAUGUGUGUCCACAAACAUUUCAUCGAUCAUCUGCUCAAAUAGAUGUAGAUUGUUGGGCUGGUUCAUCGCGUCGUUAUAGACCGCGUAUCAAUUCAGCAAUAUUUAUAUCAAACAGUGGUCCCGGUUUUGAAACCGGUGAAUUUUUACGCCGUCAUGGAUCAUCUUCAAAACUAUGCCGUAAAGCACAAAGUGAAGAAAAUAUACCAUUAACUGAUACCACACCAAAACAUUUCGGUUUACCAGUGUUAUCAAUAUCGGGACCAUCUCCACCCGAAGAAAUUGACGAACAUGAAGAGGAAUCAUUCGAUCAGGAUGAUGAUGAACAGAAUGAAGAGAAAUUAGUGAAACAAAAUAGUAACAAUACUUAUGAUUCAUUUGAUCAACAAUCAUCGUUUGAACAGUGUAUUUAG